Molecule: messenger RNA, 2784 nt
Organism: Microdochium trichocladiopsis
Lineage: Eukaryota; Fungi; Ascomycota; Sordariomycetes; Xylariales; Microdochiaceae
Product: kinase-like domain-containing protein
Exons: 4
Coding region: 1-2436 (811 amino acids)
Biological process (GO): protein phosphorylation
Molecular function (GO): protein kinase activity; ATP binding
Source: RefSeq, a predicted model, not a curated record
AUGUUUCCAAGGUUCCACGCGGUAAUCAAUCUGGGAAAAGCAGUCCAGUCAUCCUACCCUUCUUCUCUUCCGUCCCCGUCGCUCUCUGUUCCCCUUCUCGUCGAGUCCCAUCUUCAGCCUGCUCCCGUGCUAUCGUCAACUUCCACCGUCAAGAAGAGUGCAACAGAAGAGGCCUUCCAAUUCUCCGUCUACUUCGCCCAGCUUUUCCAACCCACUGCCACAACCGCCAAUUGUCUCCCUCGCCACUCUCUACCACUCACUUCCUUGCUCACUCGACCAGCAAACACGACAACCACCUCUCGCCCAAAGACUGCACGCUUCCCCAACCUCGUGGUCGGGCUGCCAGCCUUGAACCCCAACCAAGCCAGCUGCACCACUUCACAGCGCUAUUGGAUUGAUUGUCCAAUAACUGCUCGUGCACAACUCGCCGCUGGUUCCACGAACCACAACCCCUCUCGUCCCUUCUCUCGUCUCUCGCGAGACCACGUCAUGGAAUGCUUGAAGAACAACUUUCACAAUGGAGUUGUACUCGGCGAUAGGUUCCAGACCAUCUCGCCCCUCAACCAUGGCUCUUUUGGCAUGGUCUUCUCGGCCCGCGAUCUGCAGACCAACGAGAUCGUAGCCGUCAAGUGCAUGACCAAAAGGUCGGCCGUCGCAGAUCCCAGCGUCGACUUGUUCUACGACGAGAAGUCAGAGGAGCUUUACUGCCACCGCCGUCUUGCUGCUCACCCCAACAUUGUCAACUUGAUCGACACUUUCGAAACCGAUGCUCAUCUCUACCUCGCACUCGAGUACUGUUCUCAGGGCGAUCUGUACGAGGCCAUCCGUAGAGGUUACGGGCCACUCGAGACCGAGCACGUUCGCCAGUUCAUGCUAGAGCUCGUCGACGCUGUCUCGUACAUGCACGAACAGGGCAUCUACCACCGCGACAUCAAGCCUGAGAACAUUUUCCUGUCGCAGACCGGAUCCAUGAAGCUCGGUGAUUUUGGCUUGGCCACGACCGACAAGUGGAGCUACGAGACCGCUGUUGGGAGCGACCGCUACAUGUCGCCAGAGCAGUAUGACUCUGCUGGCGCGGGAUACUCGCCCGCCCAAGCUGACAUCUGGGCCAUUGGUGUCUGCCUGCUCAACAUUCUCUUUUCCCGUAACCCCUUCACCACCCCGACCGAGUCCGACCCCUUGUUCCUCGACUUCUCGCGCGACAAGCAGUCUCUCUUCGACGUCUUCCCCUCGAUGUCUCAAGACACGUACGAGGUCAUUGUUCAGUUCAUGAACGUUGACCCGACCAAGCGUUCCCUGGUUGGAGCGCGUGAGGCUCUCCUGCGCGUCGUCAGCUUCACCACUGACGAUGAGGCCCUGGACGACUUCUGCACCGCUGAGCGGGCUGCCAUCGCCACUGCCAACCGUGAGCCUCUGCGCACUCCUUCGAUUCAGAGCCCGCUGGUCGAUCAAGGCGCAUUCCCGUGGACCAAGGCUCUUCAUGCUGGUGCCAAGCCAAUCCGUCAGCUCAGCGCCAUACCCGAUGACGAGAGCUACACCGAGGACCUGUUCCCCAAGUCGGAGAACACUUCGGAUUGGUUCUCUGGGUCUGCGAUGACUCCCUCCAUCUCCUCGGUGCUCACCUCCAACCUGGCGGCCUCGAUGCACUCCCUGUCCAUCUCGAAACCGGUCAACGUUUCCACGCGGGCUGCGCCAUCCCAUGUAUUGCCCAUGGCCGGCUCUUUGCCCAUCAACAUGUCGAGACCGAGGCCCACUCUCAAUGCCAUGUCCAUGGUCUUCGGCCGCCAGAAGGAUGCAGUCUCCAAAAGCUGGUCGGACAUGUGGGACGAGGACUUGGAGGAGGAUGAGGAGGAGUCGGCUCGUCAGCUGCAGGCGCUCAAGGAGCUCAACUCGCGGACGUGGAGUCAGGAGAGCAAGACGGAGGACGUCGACACUGUGCUUGGAUCCACGGCACAGACGCCAGUUCCUGCAUCUGAGGCGGACUUCUCGCUUUCCUCUCCGGUCGUCGACACCUUUUCGAGUGACAUCGACGGUGAUAUGGUGGCCGAUGGCUUCUUCUUUGAGGAACAGCCCGUCGUCGUCGAGCAGCCCAAGUAUUCGUCGUCUCGCUACUCGCCUCCGGCCAAGCGAUCCGGCCUUGACAAGUGGGCCGAGCUUGGCGAGCGUCGCCGUGCCUUGCCUCGGUCUUUCGAGCCCAAGUCUGUGGAGCCAGCUCUGAAGACUCAACGCCAAUUCGGGUACGACUUCAAGAGUUCGUUCGGCACUGGAAUCGGUCUCUGGGAUUCUACGAACCAACAACACUACAAGGGGAACCGGGACCGUGCCAAAUCGCGUGGUGCCUGUCCCUGGAACCAAGGACGAGACUGGAACUGGCGUGAGAAGCGCCAUGGUUUCGGCGACAUUGAGUGGGUUGGCCAUUGGCAAGAGUCUCACUAGAUGAGGGCUCGCCGAUGAUGCCUUUUGUAGUUGGGCUGAUUGCCCACAACUCUGCUUCUGGGGUUUGCUGCCAUCUUUCUUUGCCCACAUUCACAAAAACACUUUAUUCGAAGCACAUCUUGUUAUACUCUAUUAGGCCUAUUAUUGGAGGAUCCACAGGGGACUAAGGCCGCUCAACCAGACUGACUUUCCCCUGAGCAAACUUUUUUGGAUUACAACACUUUUUUUUUUUGGCAUGGACAGCAAACCCACGGCAUUGUUGAUGGAUCGAUCUGGCUUCUAGCUCGCUUUCUCGGUAUCUUACUUUUAGAUUAGCCCCCCUUAAGAAUACCAGAAGUUACCCACUCA